AUGACCGACCCAUUCAAGGCGCGCACCAUGAAGCGCAAGAACGUGAAAGGCCUCGCCCUAUCCGCGCCCGCCAAACCGCCUGUCCCCUCAGAAUCCGACGCUCAAGUACCGGGCGGCCUAGCCAACACAGAUUCCUCACGCGCCGACACGCUCGAAAUCGGCGUCGAGUUCCGCUUCGAUCUGCGGAGCGAAGAUUUAGAAGUGAUCAAGGACUUGGGCGCAGGAAAUGGCGGCACAGUGAGCAAAGUCAGACACACCGGCUGGAACGUCGUGAUGGCGCGGAAGAUCAUCCAUGUGGAGGCGAAGAAAGAGGUGCGGAAGAGAAUUGUGAGGGAGCUGCAGAUUAUGCAUGAGUGUAACAGUCCGUACAUCGUCAGCUUCUAUGGCGCGUUCAUGAACGAGAGCGGGGAUGUCACGAUGUGUAUGGAGUAUGCGGACUGUGGAUCCCUCGACUCCAUCUCCAAGAACUUCGGCCCCGUACGAGUGGAUGUCUUAGGCAAGAUCGCAGAAGCCGUCCUCGGCGGCCUCAAAUACCUCUACCUCGCCCACCGCAUCAUGCAUCGCGACAUCAAACCCUCCAACAUCCUCGUCAACAGCCGGGGACAGAUCAAGCUGUGCGACUUUGGCGUCAGCUCCGAGCUCGUUAACAGCGUGGCGGAUACUUUCGUCGGCACCGGCACUUAUAUGGCCCCUGAGCGGAUUCAGGGGAGUCCUUACACUGUGAAGAGUGAUGUUUGGAGUGUUGGGCUCACGUUGAUGGAGCUCGCGAUCGGCAAAUUUCCCUUCAGCGUCGAUAACGACGACGAGGAUGGGGAGGAAGGCGACACAGCGGGCCCGCAAGGUAUUCUGGACUUGCUGCAGCAGAUUGUGCUGGAGCCUGCACCCAAGCUUCCCAAGUCCGAUGCUUUCCCCCAGAUCUUGGAGGAUGUGAUUGCGAAAUGUCUGAUGAAGAUUCCCGAAGAGCGGCCCACGCCACAAGAACUCUACGACACCGACCCAUUCUUACAAGCAGCGAAGCGCACCCCUGUCGACCUCGAACAGUGGGCCGUGAACAUGAUGGAACGACACAACCGCAAAUCCCACCUCGCGCCACCCCUAUCACCCGCAACCAAAGCACUGCUCCGUGGCGAAGAAGCACCCUCCCAGCGACCACAGCAAAGCCAGAGCCAACCCCAAUACCAAAGCCAAAGCGCCUCUCGACCCGAACGCACACCCACAAGCGGCGACAUCCCCAUCUCCGCCUCCACAACCGCGUCCAAUUACCCUUCCAACUACCCUUCCGGCUAUCCUUCAGCAUCCUCAAAUGGCUCGAUGCCCCGCUCCACAACGCCUUCGACCGCCUCAACGACAGCUCCGUACUCUGCGUCCAGCUCCGGCUCGACAAGCCGGCCGUACCCGCAGCGAACCAGUAGCGCCCAAACUGCUGUCCCGACGUAUGGGCAAGGGCAGAUGAACUUGCCGAUCCGGCCUUCGCCGCAAGAAAGCGUAGGGAGGGGUUAUGGAGGCGGAUAUGGGAGCGGGUAUGGCCCUCCUCCUGGUGCGCCUCCUGCUCAUGGAUUACCGCCUAACCCGAGUCCGGCGAGGAACUCUCCGAGGCCGGGGACGGCGGGGAGUGCGCAGGGGGAUCCGUAUCGCAGGGCUGCGCCGCCGAGGACGGGUUAUGUGUCGUGA
Molecule: messenger RNA, 1671 nt
Organism: Saxophila tyrrhenica
Lineage: Eukaryota; Fungi; Ascomycota; Dothideomycetes; Mycosphaerellales; Extremaceae
Gene: STE7
Product: MAP kinase kinase (MEK)
Exons: 2
Coding region: 1-1671 (556 amino acids)
Biological process (GO): protein phosphorylation
Molecular function (GO): protein kinase activity; ATP binding
Source: RefSeq, a predicted model, not a curated record